CCAAACAAAACAAAAGAAAAAUCAAAUCUUCAAUCAAUCAAAAACCCCAUAUAUAAAACGUUCUCUAUCUUAAGCACCACACCAAGAUAUAUCACGAACCUUCCUGUUUACCCCCUUCUUGCCUACAAUCGAAGGAACUCGCCCUUUAUUAUCUCAUCUUUCUUUUCGAUUAUCAUCAAACCCUAGUUGAUUUAAGGGUUUUUCUGCUUUUGGGUAACUUGAUUUUGGGUCUCAGUUGAUCUUGUUUCGCUGGAUGGCUUCUGGAUCUUCAAAAGGGUUUGAUUUUGCAUCAGACGAUAUUCUUUGUUCAUACGAAGAUUACGCUAAUCAAGAAGGUUCUAACGGAAAUCACUCUGAUUCCGCGAUCGUCACUAAUCCCGCUAAACAGGAAUUCCACAAAAGCAGAAUGGCAAGAACAUCGGUAUUCCCUGGUUCUUCAUACAGUCCACCUGAUGAUUCUGGCAACCAAGAAGUGCUUAUUUCAGCUGUCGAGAGGUCUAUGAAGAAACAUACAGACAAUCUUAUGCGUUUUCUUGAGGGGCUUAGUUCACGUCUAUCACAACUCGAGCUUUAUUGCUACAAUCUUGAUAAAUCAAUUGGGGAAAUGCGCUCUGAUUUGACACGUGAUCAUGGUGAAUCCGAAGUUAAGCUUAAGUUUCUCGAAAAACAUCUUCAAGAGGUACACAGAUCGGUACAAAUUUUGAGAGAUAAACAAGAACUUGCGGAUACCCAAAAGGAACUAGCGAAACUUCAACUUGCACACAAAGAAUCAUCAUCAAGUCAUAACUCACAACAAAAUGAGGAACGAUCUUCAACACCCGAUACUAAAAAAACCGAAAAUUUACCCGACCCACAAAGUCAACAAUUAGCCCUAGCCCUACCCAGUCAGGUAGCUCCACCCCAACCUGCACCACAACCACAACCACAGGGCUAUUAUCUACCUCCAGCCCCCACUCCCACUCCCACGGCCCAAUAUAUGCACCCUCAAGUACCACAACCACAGUCACAACCACAACCACAGUAUCAGCCACAACAACAGUCACAGUUACAACCACAGCCACAGUAUCAACCACAACCACAAUGGGCCCAGGUACAGGUACAACCUGGGUCUGGGUCCAGACCGUCAUCACCUCAAGUCUACCCGCAGUACCACAAUGCUGGCCCCAUUGAACCACUCCCGCAAAGUAUGCCUUACACCGGUGGCCCUGGCGGUCCACCGCCCGGCUCUAGCCAAGCCAUGACAUACGCGUACGGUGGACCUGUCCAAACGCCGCCGCCGCCACCUCAGCCACAGCAACCACCGCAGCAUCUGAAGCCCGCGUUCGGAGGAACGCCAGGCGACGGGUAUGCCGCCGGUGGGCCGCCGCCGCCUGGCUACAUGAUGUAUGAUGGUGAACCGGGAAGGGUCCCACAUCCUCAACAACAACAUUCAAACCAAAUUGGUCAUUUCCCGCAACCCGGUUAUUCUCAAAACCCGCAGCAAGUUAUGCGUCCUACACAACGGUUUACACCAAAUCAUCCGUACAAUGAAGUGGUGGAGAAGUUGGUAAGCAUGGGGUAUAGGGGUGACCAUGUUAUGAGUGUGAUUCAGAGGUUGGAUGAAACCGGGCAGACGGUUGAUUUUAAUGCGGUGCUUGACCGGUUGAACGGUCACUCCUCGGGCGGAUCGAGAGGGUGGUCCGGGUAAAAAAAAAAACUGGGUGGAUCCGGUUUGAUCAUUUGUGAAUUCCAUGACGUGUCACUUGUGUGUGUGUUUUGGGUUUAGGGUUUAAAUUAUCUAUUUAUGUUUUUGAAUAAAUUUCAAUGUGAUGGUUGUGGUGAUAUGCACAUAUGGACAGGGGGAGAUAUUUUUAGUUUGUAAUCUCUCUGUCGCAGUAUUUAUGUUUGUGGUACGUUAAUUUGCUAUAGAGGAUGCUAGUUACGUGUUUCGUGAG
This is a messenger RNA of Lactuca virosa, 1934 nucleotides long. The record is from the annotation of a GenBank genome assembly. NCBI's taxonomy places the organism in Eukaryota, Viridiplantae, Streptophyta, Magnoliopsida, Asterales, Asteraceae.